Brassicogethes aeneus is the source of this 2439-nucleotide messenger RNA. Lineage: Eukaryota; Metazoa; Arthropoda; Insecta; Coleoptera; Nitidulidae. The record is from the annotation of a GenBank genome assembly.
GUUUUUUUAAUAACAUCACGCUUUUUUGUGUUUUAUUAAUGAAAAACGUGAUUAAUAUAGUGUAUAGGGUUUUAAUAUGUUGUAAAGUGUUCUAUUGUGUUGUUUUAAAUAGAAUUAUAGCAAAGAAUAGUUAAUAAUGGAUGAUACGAUUCAAUUGCUUAGUUCUAUGUCCCCAAAGGUGAAAGAAGGAUAUAAAGUUGCAAAGAAGGGAACAUCCGUGUUAGCCUUAAAAAAACAUUUUCGAAGAUCCUCAAUAUUUGAUAAGCAAAAAAAAACAAUUAACAAUGAUAGCUUGAUAUUUCUGGAAAGUGAUUCCGCCAAUUCUUCAGAUGUUUCAUCAAAACCAAGGCAUAGUUUUAUCAAAAACAACGCAGAACCAAUUGAAAUAUCCGAUUCAGAAAUAUCUGAAGAUGAAGUUCAAAGUACUGAGUUAUUACCGAAAGAAAAUGCACCCCUGAGCAGGACAAAAAUCCACGACAUAGAAAAAUGGAUCGAUAAAGUGGAUGUGGAGUCAAACCCUAGAAUAAACAAAAUCAUGGAUAACACGGUUUUUAGCGAAGUUUCCACGAUUUUCGGCGACGACAUCGGCGGAAAUUUUCAAGUGGAAGGGGCGGCCUGUGCCAUAAACUCCACCCAAAUUUCCACCGACGAUAGAAGAUUUGACGAGCUUUUCAGGAAAAAGCAGAUUUUAGUUAAGGAUGAUGAUUUGGAGAAGUUUAAUUUCAAGCUGGGCUCGCAAGAAGACAAAAAUGAUGUGAACAAUAUUGAUAGGUCGUUAAGAAACUUGUGUAUUGAAGAUUCUUUUGAGGAAAGAAUAAAUAAGAGAAAUAGCAAUGAAAGAACUACAAAAUGCAGACGAAGUGUUGAUAAAUCAGUACUGAAGGACAAAAAUGAUGAAAAUGAAGACAUUAAUUUGGAGUAUGAAUCUGUAUUGGAUAGUUUAUAUGGUAAAAGUUGGCGGGAAAAUAAGGAGCAGGUUUUGCCAAAAUCUGAGCCAAGAAAAGCAAAUGUUAAGAAAAAUGUUGCCAAAAAUGUCCCAAAGACUGAAAGAAAACCAAAACCGCAAAACAACCUUCUUAAAAACCUGCAAACCGCCAAGGUAGAGAAAAAAAUCUCGACCCCCUGGAUGGCAAAGUUAAAAACCCUAUGCGACCCGGAAUCUUCGCCAUCGCCGGAAACGACUCCGGUAAAAAAUAAACAACGAACCAAAUUAAACUUCGACGACACGCCUAAAGAGGGCACUGCAUCAAAGUACUUUGAUAAAAAGACACGAGCAGAUACCAAUGACAAGGAGAAUUCGUUUGAAUUUUCCGAUUUGGGGGAAACGUUGGAGGAGAGGAUCAGAAAAAAGUUGAAUAACGAAAAUCCUCUAAAGGGGAAGAAUGCCAAAACGCCAAAGAAGAAGGAAAUAAAACAACCUGCUGGGUUUAGGGAUUACAGGGAUUUGUAUGUAUCAGGUUCUACUUCUUCAAAUGAUAGUGAUAGUUUGAAGAAUGUUAAACCUGUAAGGAAAAAAACUAAUAAAAAAUAUGCAGAUAGUUCAAGUGAUGAGUGGACAACGGAUAAGUCGGAUAAAAUCGCAAUAAGUACAAAAAAAAAAUCGUGGACUUUCUUAGAAUCACUUUCAGGUAACGUCCCAAUAGACAAAAUAGACUUUUCUGUGAGAAUAUUUAGAACGAAUUUCAAAGAACACAGAACCCAAUUGGCGGACAAAUUGUUCACUCUAUACAACAAGGAAAUUUUUGACGAUACCCUGCCAGAAGACACCCCUAUAGAAUGGAAUGACAGAAUGAGGGGGUCGGCUGGUUUUUGCUAUUGCAAAAAAGUGACGAGGCGCACCGGUGCCGUAGAAAGAAACGUAAGGGUGGUAUUAUCCACUAAAGUUUUGGAUUCAGCGGACCGUUUAAGGGAUACCUUGGUACAUGAACUGUGCCACGCGGCAACAUGGCUGGUUAACAACGUUUCUGACGGACACGGGCCUUACUGGAAAGCAUGGGCUUCAAAAGCAAUGAAAAGGUUCCCUGAAUUGCCCCCAAUCAAAAGAUGCCACGACUACGUUAUCAAUACAAAAUACACCUACAAAUGUUCAGGGUGUUCAUACAGUAUCGGGCGCCAUACGAAAUCCUUGGACAUAGAGCGUAAACGCUGCGGAUAUUGUCACGGAAAGUUUGAGGUUCUUAUAAAUAAAACCAGCAAAAAAGGGGAGACCAAAUCUGUACCGGUAACGCCAAAAAGAGAACCAACAGCUUUCGCGAAAUUCGUGAAAGAAAAUUACUCCCACUUUAAAAACCCAGACAGGAAACACGGGGAUGUUAUGAGGAUUUUGGGGCAGAAAUUUGGAGAGUUAAAGACUACAUCCGCAUGAAUCAAUAAGCGGUUUAUUUAUAUUUAUUAAAUAUACGAAUAUUAUUAUAAAAUGCGUUUUAUUUGUUUACCAUA